AGAGACAUUUGUAUUUGGGCUUUCAUUUAAAUUCUUGAAACCAUCACUUUCUGAAGUAUCUGUUAUCUACACUUUACCAUUCAGUAGAGCAGUAUGGGUCACAUAUACAGCAACAGUAGUAAUACUGUCAGUAGCUUUGUAUGCAACAGAGAGGCUGCAACGCUGGAUGAAUCCAUUACAAACAGAUCCUCCUCUGUUAUUUUGUGAUACUGCACUGAAUUCUUUAGCAAUUAUGUGUGCAGAAGGGUCACCACGUUCACCAAAGAAUCUUUCAUCGAGGAUUGUGUUCCUGUUUCUUCUUCUACUGUCUCUGUUCCUCACUACAUCAUAUUCAGCAAUCAUUGUGUCACUACUACAGACACCAAGUGAUGCAAUCAACACUCUAACUGAGCUAAUAGACAGCCCAUUCAAACUAAGCAUGAAGGAUAUUGCUUAUAACACAAAGUUUGUAAAUGAUUCACCGAAUCCUGAGGUAAAGAGAAUGUUCUAUCAGAAAUUAUACACUAGACCUUAUCAUGAAGCAUUUACUACAGAAGAAAUUGGUGUGAAGAAUUUACGUAAAGGAUUGCAUGCUUUUUAUGCUGGUUCAGAAGCAUAUAAAAUUAUGAGUGACACAUAUGAAGAAUAUGAAAAGUGCAGAUUGAAGGAAAUAUCUAUCAAUCCUUCAAACGUUCUUGCAUUCCCAGUGAAGAAGGGUAGUUCAUACAGAGAACAUAUCACACAAAAAGCUCGUUGGUUGAAAGAGGCAGGCAUGGUAGAUCGAGAGUACAAACGCUGGUUCUCCCAAAGGCCUAUGUGUGAUGCUUACAGCCAAGGUUUUGUAAGUGUGCGCAUUAAGGACUUUUACCCAACAUUGGUUGUGUUAUUGAUUGGUAUUAUCAGUGCUAAAGCAAUAUUCAUUCUGGAAUUUGUGUACCACAAAACAAAAUAUGGCACAUACUGGCCAACAACCCACCUGUAACAGUGGAUGAACUUGUUACUACUGAGCAUAAGAAGGAAAUGGCUAACCCAUGAUGUCAGAUGACCUACCCUUACAGUUGUACAAAUUCUAUCUGAAAAUGACUAAAUAGUAGAAGUGAGCUACUUCAUGAUUCUUAGCAGAUUAGAUGAGCCACUAGUAACUUGAAAUUUUGUCAGAUUCAGUAUAAAAUUCUUAAAGCAGAGGUUCUGCUUGCUGCCUGCUUCAUGAUGGUUUCUUUUCUGGCCUGUUCUUCAAUCCUGAAGAUGAAAAUGUCAUGCUCCUCCAAAAUGUCAAUUGACUUUCAUUGGUGUACGUGGCAUUGUAUCCUAAGAGAUAGAGCUUUUCAAGACCACCACUGUGAGAACCUCCAAUUCUACUUGAUGACCUUCAUUUUAAUUUACUGCAAAUAGAAAAAUACUAUUAUGAAGCUACUCUCACUACAGUAUCACACUACAUUCAUCUGAAUUAUGUUCUCAUUUUGAGGUGACAGAGUUAAAGCAAUUGCCAUUUCACAGGGAUAUGUUUUCAGUGUUCUAGAGGUGAAGACUUUGAGAGAAAUGCCGGAUACUUCUUACUGAGGAUGACAAAAAGUGUUUCAACCUAUUCUAUGAAACUGACAUCUCAUAUUUGAAAACACCCCAUUAUGGAAUUAAUUUAGCUAUUGUCAUAGUGUUAGCAAGCCUGGAAAUGAAGGCUUUUGCUGUCUCAAUGGUGAGGCUCAUGGUAGCAUACAGAUAUGAAGAAACAAAGUUUAGUCCCAAACUGUGGUGUAAAAGUUUUCUGCUCUAAAAUAUGAUAUCAUAGAAAAUAAUUUUACAGUAACUUGUAAUUUCCAGAUGAUGGUGGUCCAGAUAUGUAGCCUACUUUUCAUACCAUCAUCAUCAUCAUCAU
Cryptotermes secundus is the source of this 1852-nucleotide messenger RNA. Its product is annotated as glutamate receptor ionotropic, kainate 2-like. The record is from RefSeq and is a predicted model, not a curated record. Gene Ontology annotation, cellular component: membrane. The coding region runs from base 167 to 961 and encodes 264 amino acids. NCBI's taxonomy places the organism in Eukaryota, Metazoa, Arthropoda, Insecta, Blattodea, Kalotermitidae. The transcript has 5 exons. Gene Ontology annotation, molecular function: ligand-gated monoatomic ion channel activity.